Aspergillus versicolor CBS 583.65 is the source of this 1050-nucleotide messenger RNA. RefSeq lists its product as uncharacterized. NCBI's taxonomy places the organism in Eukaryota, Fungi, Ascomycota, Eurotiomycetes, Eurotiales, Aspergillaceae. The transcript has 4 exons. Bases 92 to 787 code for a protein of 231 amino acids. The record is from RefSeq and is a predicted model, not a curated record.
CGACCUUUCUCCAUAUUCGUCGCUGUUGCUGCUGCCUCUCGUCGAUACGAGCGUCUCUUGAGUAUUCAGGACCGCUGUCAAGGGCGAGGCCAUGGCAGAGGUCAUCACCACAGUCUUAACGACCAACACUACAUACGAAAAUGGCGCAAGCUGGGGCAUCCUUGGAUAUUACCAGACUGACGGCACGGUCGGGUCAGUCCAGUGCCAAUCUGGGAGUAUAUACAUCACAAAUACCGCCACCAGCGGCUUAGGCGCGUGCUGCCACAGCACAGCAACAGGAUGCGCGUUUGGUGUUUCCUGUGACGGACCUGUGAUUUUCUGGGCAGGUGGAUCUAGUAGCUCUACAUGUUCGGAGACCUGUCGUGGAAGGACCGUCGUUGGAAGCGCGAUCGACUACGAGCCCUGGACUGCAUCGUCGUAUGUGUGUAUGGAAGAGGAUGAUUACAGGACGGAUCUUAGUUGGACUCUCGAAGUGCCGGUAACAACCACAAUAAUAGGUUCAGCGUCCUACAUCUCCUCCGUGAAAGACGCCGAGACCUCCACUGCUACGCCGGCACCUCCACCAUCAACUGUGGCCUCUGCAACGGCCCCGCCAGAGUCCGGGAAUGAAGACGACGGGGGGGAUGGAACGAACGUCGGGGCAAUCGUAGGAGGAGUGGUAGGAGGCGUGGCCGGUCUGACACUGAUUCUGGCGGCGGUGUGGUUCUAUAUGCGACGGAGGAAGCAAAAGGAGGGAGAAAUGAGGGAGCUUGGAGCUGGUUAUGUGCCUCCGACGCAGGAUAAGUGAAGUGAUUAUACUGGAUACCCUAUUUUGUUGUUUAUAUCACGCGUGCCCUGCAUUGCAUAUAGGCCCGGCACGACUUUACAUACUAAUCACAUUUCAUGAUCAGCGUAUUCCGCUGAAAUGAUAUUAUUUUGCGCUGGAGCUCUAUCCACUUGGAGAUUCUCCGCUCCAUCCUCAUCCGCCGCCCACCGGUGGUCUUUCAGGAUCAUCAUGCAACCGGGCCAGUUCUCAUAACUGAACUCCAGGCCCACAGAUCGCAGCAAAGC